AGUCUACUUAAAUUUGUUUAUGUGAGGAUAGGAAUAGUGGAAGGAUAAAUGGGGGAGACACACUAAAAUGUCAUUGCAUUUUAAUUUACAUACAUACAACCAGACACACAGCCAACGUUUACAAAAUUAUACUCUGUUCCUACUGUGUAUUAUUGUGUUUAACCAGUGCAAACUCCUGGUGGAUGACCUUAACCUGUUCUGCACAUUUUUGUACAGAAGUGAGGUAGGUGCACACCAGAAGAGCUCUAGAGACAAGAAAUGACUGAUCCCAUCUGUUGCUGCCAUUACAGAAUACCUCAGACAGAAACUAGCUGCUACUUGGACACUGCCAGAACAAACAGUAGAAGGAGGCAGUACACUAUUGCAAUUCUUGCCAGGGCUAGACCUUGCUCAAUAGUGUCAACACAAACAUGUAAUGAUACUUGAUUUCAAUUGCUCAGGUAACACUGUGACUCUCUUAGUGCUUUGGCUCUGUUUCUUAUGGUAACCAAGCAACAGAAUUACUGUAUGACAGAGUGGUGUAAGAUUUGUAUAUUAUCAAGGAACUUUAAAGCCAGUUGGAGACUUAACAAAUUAUUAAUUGUGUACUGUUUGAAGAGACAUUUUACAGGCAUUGGGUACUGAGAAGCUGUGGAGGAAUAAACUUGGCUAAAAGAUGAGGUCCAACCAGACUCACCCUCAGAGAAGUAGGAGUUUUGAUGCAGCCUCACUAGGUUCAACUGUCUCAAUGUUAUCAGGAAGAGAGAAAGACUGCUGUGAGGAUUGCGGAAGCUGUAAAUGCUGCAGCAGAAGAUGUGUCUGUAUUUCGGUCUUUGUGUUGCUGGGACUAGCAAUAAUGGCAGCUGCAGUUGCUUUAGCCAUUAUUUUUGGCAUUCCACAGAGGACACCAGUUAACCGAUAUUGCACUUCAAAUAACAUGACAGGUUAUCUGUGUGAUGACAGAGUAACAUGCAUUCCAGCUUCCAGUGUGUGCAAUGGAAUAAGUAAUUGUGCCAACGGUGAAGAUGAAAAUUCUGAGAUCUGCACUGAUUUACCCAAGAACCUGCCAACGUACUUGAUUUUUAAAUGUGGGAACCCCCAGUUUUGGAUUUACAUAGAUGAAAAAUGCAAUGAUAUAAAUAACUGUGGAGACUGCUCUGAUGAAGUUGGGAUAUUGGCAAACUGUCCUUCCUGUGGGGCAAAUUGGUGGCCUUGCACGUCUGUUUUCUAUGAAUACUGUAAAUGUAUUCCCAGAUCCUUGUGCAGAGAUGGGGUACAGCACUGCACAGACUGGUCUGACGAGUACAAAUGCACCCCAUGACUACGGCAAAGAGGAUCAAGCACAUUGCUCUUUAUUUACUGGUUUGCUUUUUUGAACAAAAUAUACUUGGAAGUUGCAGAUUACUUGGAUGAUUAUUAUUUUUCUGGAAAUUAAGGGAAACCUUGAUGAACCUAAUUUGUUACAUAUAUAAGAAGUUGUAUGUAUGUAGUAGCCAAAUUGUAGCAAUUGCUGAUGAAACUAGUAGAGUAUGAUGUAAAUUUUUUGGGGUGGGGGGGAUUGUUUUCUAAAUUGACACAGGUUUUGUACAAAAUAAUGUAUUUCAAAUAGUAAUUGUAUAUAAUUUGUUCAAUUUGUAUAUACUUCAUUAGAUUUGUAUAUAUAUUUAAAUGUUUACCAUAAAGUUUAUUAAAUACUGUAAGCGGCACAUAACUUGUUGCUUUUUUUGUAGGUGCACUUUCUAUUUCAUACCACCAUUGUUAUUGUUAAAAUGUAACUGUCUGUACUGGAAAAAGUGUACCUGGGUUUAACAAAUGUUGACAAUACAAAUGUCCUGGUGACUUCCAAGAAAACUGUUGGGUGCAAUACAAAGCACUACUGAGCAUACAAACCACUUGAUACUGUAACCAGGCUCCCAUGUCAACAGUGGAAUUCUGUUUUAUAAUAAUUAAAACAUGUGUAGAUAGCUUUCA
Acipenser ruthenus (sterlet) is the source of this 1950-nucleotide messenger RNA. Its product is annotated as low-density lipoprotein receptor class A domain-containing protein 1-like. The record is from RefSeq and is a predicted model, not a curated record. The transcript is spliced from 6 exons. Gene Ontology annotation, molecular function: protein binding. Bases 656 to 1300 code for a protein of 214 amino acids. Lineage: Eukaryota; Metazoa; Chordata; Actinopteri; Acipenseriformes; Acipenseridae.